UUCGUACUAGUAAGUAAGUAAGAGUAAUUAUAAAUCUUAUUGCUAAUGUCUUUACCAACUGCAUGCUUAAACUAGAUAGUCUAGCUUUAAGCCUAUAACAACCAUGCAGUAGUGCAAUAUUGCUAGCUAAUAAUCCUCUUCCUCCUCCUCUCAAAGUCUCUCAACCAUACAAAUCCCUUGGUAAACUUUUCUUAGGUUCUUCACCACAAAACACCCUCUUCUUCUUUAUCUCUUUCUUUAAUUUUUUUCCUUACAUUAUUAAACUAAAAGUGAAAUCAAGCUGCUACUUUACUUUUUUGGAAAAGGGUUUGUUCAGAUUUUGUCCACACAGAAUCCAUAUGUGCAUACUGCUGCUAUCUUUUGAUCCUACUAUAAAUAAUUGGCUUUGCACAACUAGUACUGGCUUGGGUUCAUCAUUAGAUUGUGGGUACCAUUUAUCUCUUUUCUCUUCUUCAACCAUAUAUACCUACACAUAAUAUAAGAAAAAACAUUUAGAAUCAAACGAGAAAAAAGAUUGACAAACGGAUAGGAGACCAUUGAAUAUGUAUGAACAACAAGAGAGAAGAGUGGAGAUCGAGUUAAGCUAGUUAGGCCAUUUGUUCAUCAGCAACAACCAUGGCUGUAGCUCAUCAACCACCAAAUAGUCGGUUACAGACAAUGUUACAGUCAGCUGUUCAAGCUGUUCAAUGGACUUACAGUCUCUUUUGGCAAGUCUGUCCUCAACAAGGCAGGAUCUUAGUAUGGGGAGAUGGUUACUACAAUGGAGCAAUAAAGACAAGAAAAACAGUUCAACCAGUUGAAGUUAGUACAGAAGAAGCAUCACUUCAAAGAAGCCAACAACUUAGAGAAUUAUACGAAUCUUUAUCGGCCGAAGAAACAAAUCAACCUACUCGUCGACCUUGUGCUGCGUUAUCACCCGAAGACUUGACGGAAUCCGAGUGGUUUUAUCUCAUGUCUGUUUCUUUCUCAUUUCCACCUGGUGUAGGGCUACCAGGAAAAGCAUAUACAAGGCAACAACAUAUUUGGCUUACCGGCGCAAAUGAAACUGAAAGCAAGAUUUUCAGCAGAGCAAUUCUUGCCAAGAGUGCUCAUAUACAAACGGUAUUAUGCAUUCCCCUCCUCGACGGCAUUAUUGAGUUCGGCACAACUGAUCGAGUACAAGAAGACCUUGGAUUGAUCCAAUAUGUGAAGGGAUUCUUCACAGAUUAUAGACACCAACCAACACCUGCCCGUUCGGAACACUCAACAUCAAACCCGGCAUCUACUUCUUCAGAACAAUUCAACUUCAAUUCUACACCAGGAUUACUCUCUGCAAUGUACUCCGCAGCCCACCCGAUUCCCCAUUCUAGUAACCUAGAAAAACAAAAUGAAGAAGAUGAGGACGAUGAGGAGGAGGAAGAAGAAGAGGACGACGAUGACGAAGAAAAUGGGUCGGAAUCAGAUUCACAAGCUGAAACGGGUCGUAACAGUUAUGCGGAUGCAGCUGCAACAACAGUAGUUAUGCAAGAUCCGAUCCAUUUGUGUGACCCGAUGAUUGAAGGUUUAGUUACAACAACAGCUGAAAGAAGUGAGUUAGUUCAGCAUGAAAUGUCGGAAGAUAUUCGGAUUGGGUCACCUGAUGAUGUCUCUAAUAAUAAUUUAGACCCGGAUGUGAGAAUGUUUGAUAUAACCCACGGAUCUGAGCCGGGUCGUAAGUGGUCAGCUGAUCAGUUAAUCAGUGGCGGCGGUCUUCAGAUACCAAAUUCAGACACCCCUCAAAAUGAAGAGUUAACUCGUGAGGACAGCCACUACUCGCAAACAGUUUCAACAAUUCUUCAACAAAAUUCAAAUCAAUGGCCAGAUUAUACAACAACAGCACCACCACUAGGAGGAGGUUACAUUGGAUACACACUAUCAUCUUCUUCAUCAUCGUCAACAACAUCACAAUCAGCAUUUGCAAAAUGGAGUAAUCAAAAUAAUCAUCUCCUUCAUUUACCACCACCUUUGGACGUCACAUCGUCGCCACCACAAUGGCGGCUCAAAUACAUCUUGUUUCACGUACCGUAUUUACAUAACAAAAGCCGGGAUGAGAGUUGUACAAGAUCAAGAGAUGGUAGUGAACAAGGACAUAACAAGUUACGGAAAGGUUCCUCGGCAGAAGAUUUGAGUGCAAAUCACGUUCUGGCUGAGAGAAGACGGCGCGAGAAAUUGAACGAACGGUUUAUCGUUUUACGAUCGUUAGUUCCGUUCGUCACGAAAAUGGACAAAGCUUCUAUACUUGGGGAUACCAUCGAGUACGUGAAACAGCUCAAGAAGAAGAUACAAGAAUUAGAAUUGAAGAAUCAAUCGGAUAUUGAUCAAAGAAUGAAAAAUAUGGUCGGGUUCAAUGUCACUAGUGGUGGUGGUUCUAAUCAAAUGGUUAAUGAUCCGAUCGGGUUUCCCGGAUCCGAAAAGAGGAAGUUGAGAAUUGUAGAAGGGAAUGCUGGUGCAAAAGCUAAGGUGCUUGAAGGACCGCUGGUUAUUGGUAACAUCGUUCAGGUGUCAAUCAUCGAAUCUGAUGCAUUAUUGGAGCUGAGGUGCUUGUACAAAGAAGGGAUACUCCUAGAGAUCAUGCAGACGCUUCGAGAUCUUCGGUUAGAAAUCACGGCCGUUCAAUCCUCUUCGAGCAACGGCAUUUUUGUUGCCGAGUUGAGAGCUAAGGUGAAAGAGAAUUAUAUUGGAAAGAAGCCAACAAUUAUGGAAGUUAAGAAGGCAAUACAUCAAGUUUUAUCUCACUAGCUAGCUAGUAGUCACUACAGUAUACAUAAAUUAUGUGAUCUUUCGUCAAAUUACAGACGAAAGAAACAAGAAGCAUUAAAUUUCCUAGCUUAUUGCAUAUCUAAAACCAUAGAUCAUAUAGAUGUAUAUGCUCACUGAUGGCUAAUGACUUCUCAAGUUGCAAUGGCCAAUAAGUAAGGAAAUUUAUUUAGCUUACGUACAGAAAGCUGUUAUAAUGCCAUAUGAUUUAUGACUUGAAAUGUGUUUGAUUAAAAUUUUGUGCCUUUUUAGAUUGUAUAUCCGUUGAUUAAACAUUCAUUUUUAAAUUGGAUAGAUGUCUUACCGGUA
Molecule: messenger RNA, 3084 nt
Organism: Papaver somniferum (opium poppy)
Lineage: Eukaryota; Viridiplantae; Streptophyta; Magnoliopsida; Ranunculales; Papaveraceae
Product: basic helix-loop-helix protein A-like
Exons: 7
Coding region: 616-2757 (713 amino acids)
Molecular function (GO): protein dimerization activity
Source: RefSeq, a predicted model, not a curated record